Molecule: messenger RNA, 492 nt
Organism: Echinostoma caproni
Lineage: Eukaryota; Metazoa; Platyhelminthes; Trematoda; Plagiorchiida; Echinostomatidae
Source: the annotation of a GenBank genome assembly
GAAGAUCCUUCAGAUGACUUGCGGCGAAUUCGUGACUUCGUCGAUUGUAAACAAUGUCUGGAAAAUCGGGAAAUAAUGGAAACUUUGGGGAAAAAGCAGCACAAUGGCUCUGUUCCAAUGCUGGACUAUCAAUUAUUCCGCGAACGCGUUAAGCAGCAUUUGAAGAUCAACCGGUGUCAGGCCAAGCGUGUGUUCGAAAUUCUCCAGCUCUAUUUGCUACCACGUACGGAAGUUGCCUUGAAACGCUAUCGGAACGCGUUAGAAAAGAGGAUUAGCAAAUUUUACGAGCGUUCGCGAGUGGACUCCAUGUGCGGCCGUACGGUUGAUCGGCGGCACCAGGAUAAUACUCCAGAGGGCAUCCGUUUGUUCAACGAAGUUGCAGAAAAGUGCUUUACCACACAACUUGAGGAGCACGUCAAUGCGGAUCUCGAGGCCUAUCAAGUUAUUGUAGCCAAACUGGACCGAGAUUUGGGUGUUCCCGAGAUCAGUUAG